This is a messenger RNA of Lytechinus pictus (painted urchin), 2862 nucleotides long. RefSeq names its product NXPE family member 3-like. NCBI's taxonomy places the organism in Eukaryota, Metazoa, Echinodermata, Echinoidea, Temnopleuroida, Toxopneustidae. The record is from RefSeq and is a predicted model, not a curated record. Bases 117 to 1898 code for a protein of 593 amino acids. The transcript is spliced from 6 exons.
GUCAUCAGAUCUAUGAUCGUGUUUCAUUCUUCGGAACGAAAUUGAGAAGAGGAAUACUGAAACAUUUCUUUCUGCAGUGUCAAGACAUUCAUGUUGGCAAACAUCUAACGUCCAUUAUGAUGUCGAAGAGGGCGCUAAAGUAUUUCUUACUCCCACUUCUGUGUUCAUUUCUUCCUGCCUUAACAAUAAUACAUUUGCCAAAGACGGGCAACCACUACACCCGUAUGUUUCACUUCAACAAAAUUCAACCAUUAAGAGAAUUUCAGGACAAAGCAGGACCCAAGGUAUUGCAAAAAGAUUCGCUGAAUAAUUCUCGAAAUCCCUUUUGCCCUAGUCUUUCGGCAAGGCAAAAACACAGACACUAUACCUACAAGGACCACAUUCCAAGUCAAAUAUCUUGGAAAAGUUUGCUCGACAUGACUCAUCCGAAUUUCACAUCAUUUCACAUCACCAAAACAAAUCGGAACAAUGCUUUUAAGUAUUUCGUCUGCGAUGAACUUCGGCUGAUCAUUCAAGCCCGGAAUGGGAUAAACGAGAGCAAGACUUACGGGGGAGACUAUUUCCGCGCCAAAAUAUAUACAAAAAAUUCAACUUUCCAGGCAAGCUCGAUGUCAGACGGCGAAGUUGUUGACCAUGGUAACGGGACGUACAGCGCCCUCUUUACCUUGAAGUGGGCAGGUUUGGUUAACAUUCAGGUUACCUUAGUUCAUACAAGUGAGGCCAAUUAUGUACUUCGGAGAUUUCAGAAAGAAGAAGUUAUCAGGAUAAAAUACCAAGGUCGAUUUUAUUCCAAAGAAUCGAAGAAGUCUAAGGAAACAUACUGUAACAUGGACCUCAAAGUGCUCCAAAAGACUACAGCAAAGAAGAAAGUAGAGACCGAAAGUUGUAACUUCACCGACACAAGAACCGGUGCCCCUUGGUUUUGUGUCAAGCCACAGGAUUUUCCCUGCAGCGAUUAUGUAAUGCAUCACGGCGCGGGGUCUGCACUGUCUAAGAGAGAUACAUCGAAUAUUGAACGACUUUCCUUUACCUGGAAAGACCAAAGGAUAACUGGAUCUGAAAAUAGCAUUGUAGUCCAUCAUAUGCCAGGUAAAGAGUCUGUCGUACACAGUGGGGCAGUAAACCAUCUUCCAGCUUGCACACCGAAGAUUCAAUUCGGAACACCACAAGUUGCUGGCUUUUACUGGGGAAAGAAUUGGCUCUCGGCAGAUUGUGGCAUGCAUACAUUUAAUAAAUCGCGAGCAAUCUCGCUCUUAAGAAAUAAAACGGUGCACUUGUUAGGGGAUUCUACCAUCCGACAGCUAUUUGAAUUUUAUGUAGAAUUAUUCGAAUUGGAAACAGGUUCCAAGUUGCUCCCGUUGUGGUACUACGGACCGACAAUCGUCAAAGACAGUAAAAACAACAUAACAUUCCACUUCCAGUUUCAUGGACUUCCAAAUGGGAGAGGCGCAUGGGGAAAUAUUUCAAAUUUUGAGUACAUAGCAAAUAUCAUCGAUCGUAUUAAAGGAGGGGAGAACACUAUUUUUGUUUUGACGUUGUGGGCGCACUUUACUCCUCACCCUCCCCUAUACUACGAAGCUCGUGUAGAGUCUAUGUUAACGUCUAUAAGACGCCUUCAUGUUCGUAGUCCUAGAACUUUGGUCAUCUGGAAAAGUGCAAAUACGAGAGAACAUGGCCGAUUGGAUCACCUCCUUAGAAACAGUGACUGGACAGCGAGGGAUCUGGAUAGAAGGAUGCGAAACAAAGUUUUCGCAUAUGAAAAUAUCGGGUUCAUGGACGCCUGGGACAUGACAAAUGCGCAGUUUGAAAAACACGCACUCCAUCCUAUCGGAUCGCACGUUGAAAAUCUCAGCAAUAAACUGUUAUCAUAUGUUUUAAAUCACGAUAAAAAGGAAUGAUAUAUGCUUUUAAAAUCUUUCUUUCAAUAAUCAUCAAACGACAAAAGAGAUUUGAAGGAAUUAAUUUAUACGAUUAAGAACGAAAUUUGUUGAGUUAAUCCAGGCUAGAGGAGGCAUGACCUUGCAAUAUUUUUAUGGUUUCUUGUCAAUUCGAGGGUGGUGAUUCCAAAUCUGAAUGAUGUCAUUUUCCGCAUAUUGGCGAAAUCCAGUAUGGCUGUCAAAAUAUUCAAAUUACCCAGCAUGAAAAUUAGAGAAUUGCCUGCACAUUGGCUACAAAAUUAAUGUAAUUGUGUUGCAGGAGUGAAAAACAAAUUUAAAAAUAUUUUUGAAAAAAUGAAACAUUUUUGUUAAUAAUCAUGUUUUCAGACAGGAGCCCAGUCAUAGAACACAAUCUCAUGCACUAAUAGUGCUCUUGUCUUAAAACUAUUCCCCCCCCCCUUAAUAUCCUACAUAAUAGAGUGUACGGGGGUCUAUGGCGACCAUUUUUAUGAAUAUAAAGAAAAUAAUUAUUUUGAAGAAAAAAAAAAUCAUUUUUUCAGAGAGUAUUUCACUCCUGCAACACGCGUUUUUAUAGAAAAUGUGUGAGUAAUUUUAUGAUUUUCAUGGGUAGGCCUAAUUUCCAUAUUUUGGCGGCCAUAUAACUUUUUUGUCAAUUUGCGGAAAAUGCUCAAGGUUACACUAGUGGCAUCAUUCAGAUUCGGAAUCUGCACCCCUGAGAAACCAUACAAAUUAUUGUACUAUGAAAAACAAGGUUUGGUUAAGGAGCUCCUUGGUUUGGUUCACUUUCUAUGGGGCCUAGCCUGGACUAAGUGGGAUACAUAUUUUCAGCAGGCCUAUGUAUCUAUUGCUGAUCUUGAAUAUAUUGAUAUAUCGUAAAGAAUAGAAAAUAACCUGCUGACAGAAUGGGAAGUAUGUUGUAUCAAGGGCCGCAGAACAGUUUUGAAAGUUUGGGGGGGGGGGCUGC